This is a messenger RNA of Castor canadensis (American beaver), 797 nucleotides long. Lineage: Eukaryota; Metazoa; Chordata; Mammalia; Rodentia; Castoridae. The record is from RefSeq and is a predicted model, not a curated record.
AUGCAAAUCGCCACGGUUGGCUGGAGAGUUGCUGAGGAGCGCCAGCAGGGGGCGUGCUCGGGCAUCCGCGCGCGGCGGCUGGUGGAAAGGUGGUGCCCAAGCAGUGACCAGGGCCGGCGACAGAAACAAGCGCCUCCGAGACCAGACGCUAUGUCCUCCACCGUGAACAACGGAGCUGCCAGCAUGCCGUCCCCUCCCGACGCCGCGAACGGCUUCCCGCAGCCCGGCGCCUCUUCCGGGGCCUGGCCGCGGUCGGAGGAGGAGCUGCGCGCCGCCGAGCCGGGCCUGGUGAAGCGCGCGCACCGCGAGAUCCUGGACCACGAGCGCAAGCGGCGCGUGGAGCUCAAGUGCAUGGAGCUUCAAGAGAUGAUGGAGGAGCAGGGGUACUCAGAGGAGGAGAUCCGGCAGAAGGUGGGGACCUUCCGGCAGAUGCUGAUGGAGAAGGAGGGAGUGCUCACCAGGGAGGACCGGUCUGGGGCCCACGUCGUGGCAGAGACCCCGCGACCGACCGAGGGCGCCGAGCCGGGCCUGGAGUACGAGCCCUUGGACGACGAUGAGGACGACGACGGCCCGGUGGACUGCGACUGCCCGGCCGCCUGCUACCGCGGACACCGGGGGUACAGGACCAAGCACUGGUCCAGCAGCUCCGCGUCGCCCCCUCCCAAGAAGAAGAAGAAAAAGAAAGGCGGCCACCGGAGAAGCCGCAAAAAGAGGAGACUAGAGUCUGAGUGCAGCUGUGGGAGCGCCUCACCCCUGCGUAAGAAGAAAAAGAAUGUGAAGAAGCACCGAAGAGACAG